CUCUCCAUUUUUGUUCAGACCCUUACCAAAAUCCAAAAUGGUUAAGAUCGCAGUGGCUGGCGGCUCUGGGCAAGUUGGCCAGGAAGUGAUCGAUGCUUUAGCCGCUGCAAAGAAACAUGAGAUAGUGAUUUUGAGUAGGAAUAAGGCAGUCACUGGCGACAGCGCAUCUGGAGUCACAUGGCUUGCCGUAAACUACGACGACAAAAGCCAGCUUAUUGAAGCCCUGAGAGGAAUUCACACCGUCUUAUCUUUCACCCAAGUCAUGGAUUAUACGCCCCAGGAGAAUCUGAUAGAUGCUGCCAUUGCCGCCGGCGUGAAACGCUUUGCACCAAGCCAAUGGGGGAGUGCGUCGACAAUAGGCAUGCCUUGGUGGGCAGGAAAAGAUAAGAUCAAGGAGUAUUUGGAGAAGGUGAAUGAGAAUGGGAAAGUCCUCGAGUACAGCCUGUUCCAACCCGGUCUAUUCUUAGACUAUCUUGCCACUCCGUACAAAACGGCCAAGUAUCUAGAGCCGCUCAAUACGAUGAUUGACUUUCAGAAUCGACGGGCAAUCGUCGUUGAUGGUUAUGACGCUAUCAUGACAUACACCACUGUUAAAGAUCUCGCUGCAGUCGUCGCUAGGGCAGCUGACCUUGAUGGCGAGUGGCCUGUGGUUGGUGGUAUCCGUGGCAAUAGAGUGCCAGUCUCACAAAUUCUCAAGAUCGGCGAGAAAGUUCGAGAAACUACAGGCCGCGCCUUUACCGUUGAUAAAGUCAAACUCGGAGAUCUUGAAAGGGGGAUUUUGACGGCAUCGUGGACACUAGAAGCGAGCCACCCAAGUGUUACGGGGGACCAGGUCGAGGAGAUGCUAAAGACUGUUCUCAUUGGCACUCUUCUGAGCAGCGCAAAGGGUGCAUGGGAUGUUUCGGACGAGUUCAACCAACUUCUGCCCGAUUUCAAAUUCACACAGAUAGAGGAAUUCCUUGCUCAGGUCUGGGAAGGCAAACCAUAAUAGGAAAUGCUCUAUGCUCCAAGUCCCAACUGGGUAUGAUAUGUUUGCUGGUGUUAUCAACUCCCUCACAACGCUUCUGUUCCGAAGAGGACUUUUGCAGUGCCAAAAAAGGUCUAGAUGGAGCAAUUGCACCGGGCUUCGCCUUCCGUUAACGGCAGUCGACCUAAUCCCCCUUUUGCGCCUACUCACUCGCCAUGCUCGCUUACUAAAUACGCACAACGUAGCGAGAAAUUUUCCUCUCAAGUGUUCCUGAGUAAAAGCCACAGGACCUUGACAUCGGUCGGGUGAGAAAGGGGAAACAAAAGAUGCCGCUCGGCUCCAUGAAGAGAAUUAGAUUGGUGCUUGG
Hyaloscypha bicolor E is the source of this 1334-nucleotide messenger RNA. RefSeq names its product NAD(P)-binding protein. Lineage: Eukaryota; Fungi; Ascomycota; Leotiomycetes; Helotiales; Hyaloscyphaceae. The coding region runs from base 38 to 988 and encodes 316 amino acids. The record is from RefSeq and is a predicted model, not a curated record. The transcript has 6 exons.